Messenger RNA from Clupea harengus (Atlantic herring), 1127 nucleotides. It is a transcript of the gene cldn2, whose product is annotated as claudin 2. NCBI's taxonomy places the organism in Eukaryota, Metazoa, Chordata, Actinopteri, Clupeiformes, Clupeidae. The record is from RefSeq and is a predicted model, not a curated record. Gene Ontology annotation, cellular component: membrane; bicellular tight junction. Gene Ontology annotation, molecular function: structural molecule activity.
CACACACACACACGUGUACAUAUACAAGCACGUUCACAUACGCUAACGCAUGCACAUUCUCAAAUGCUCGUUUGCUAUAGAUCAGGGUAUUUCUAUACCUAAUAUUUGACACGACAGCUGUGGAUUGGACAAGUAUACUACAUGACUGGUGACUAAAUGUCUAUUUGAUAAAAAAUAACUGCAAGAGGACACAAAGGUGAACCAACAAAGACAUACCUAAAAGAGCAAGGAUUACCAAAAACGUAAAGAAUAACAAAAACAAAAAAACAUCCAAGAUGGCUGCCGCUGCCGUGGAACUGCUGGGGUUCUUCCUGGGUCUCCUGGGCAUGAUUGGCACUCUGACGGCCACGGUGCUGCCCUACUGGGAGAUCUCCUCACACCUCGGCGCCAACAUCAUCACGGCCGUGGUCAACAUGAAGGGGCUGUGGAUGGAAUGCGUGUACCAGAGCACCGGUGCCUUCCAGUGCGAGACCUACAACACCAUCCUGGGGCUGCCCACAGACCUGCAGGCGGCCCGCGCCAUGAUGGUCCUCUCGGUCCUCUUCUCCGUGUUGGCCUGCGCCGUGUCCAACCUGGGGAUGCAGUGCACCGUCUGCAUGGGCGGCUCCUCGGCCAAGACCCGGGUGGCGGGAGCGGGCGGUGGCCUGUUCCUGACGGCGGGGCUCCUGGCUCUGAUCCCGGUGUCGUGGAAGACCCACGAGGUGGUGCAGACCUUCUACACGCUCAACGUGCCCGACAGCCUGAAGUAUGAGAUGGGCGACUGCCUGUACGUGGGCAUGGCGUCCUCGCUGCUCUCCAUGCUGGGCGGCGGGCUUCUCAGCAUCUCCUGCUGCGAUGAGAUCGAUGGGCCCGGGGGCAGGAGGGGCACCAGGAGGCCCGGGGGUGGGUACCCGUACCCUCAGGGCAUCGCGGUGGGCACAGGUGGCGGGGGUAUCCGCGGGGGCGCCUCUCACUCCAUGCCGUACCGGGGUCCGCCCGCCGCCACCGCUGUCGCCAAGGGCAACACGCUCAGCCACACCAGCACCAGCAGCCAUUCCACCCAUGUCGCCGCGCAGGGCUCCCAGAAGGCACCGCGGCAGCAUCCGGCCGCCGGCUAUGAUGUCACUGGGUACGUGUGAAACGGGGGG